AUGAAUAACCAAUUGGACGAAAAUACAAACAAUGUGGGUCUCUACAAGGCACUUGUACUUGGGGUUGAUGAAUUACAACAAAACAUACUAACAAAUCACCACAAUCAAAAACAGAGGUAUUGGUUUGAUAUUCAAUUUGGAUACGUUCUAAGAAACGUAGAAACAGAUGAAAGAAUGCAGUUUUACCCAUCUGUAAAUACUUCAUUUUUUAAUAUCAAUGGGCACCCUCUGGUUAGCAAUACAGUGGAUGGUGUUUUAGAAAAACUAGGAGGCGAUGAUAUUUUGGAACGACUGAAGCGACCCAAUUCAAAGUGGAAUAUUGACAGUAUCUAUGAAUAUGUUCUCUUGACUACUCCACUAGAAGAAAUCCCUAUUGGAGCUUCGAUUACGUUACCUGAUUUCAUUAAAAAAAGCAAAGGCAUUUUCUCAUUAGAAAACAUACCAAAUAAUAUGUGUUUAUGGUAUUGCCUUGCCCGUCACAAGCUCUCUGACUUGCAAUUGGAUAGACUUGCAACUAAAGCGAAAGAACUAUUCAAGAGCUAUUACACCUUCAAACCGGACCAGAGCUAUUGUGGGGUGGAGAUGCAAGAAUUGGAUACCAUUGAAAAUCAUUUUGAUGUAAACAUAAAUGUUUACCGAUUUAAUGGAACAAAAGCUGUGAUGGAGCGACAUUCAAAGAAAACAUUUGAAUCUACUUUGAGUUUGAAUAUCUAUACCGAUGUGGAUAAUAAACUUCAAAAAUGUUCAAAUGAACGAAGAGCAAGAGACACAAACCCAAAUCAUAAACUUCGUGGUGAUAUAAUGAAACUGAUUGGGAAUGCACCGUACGGAAAGUAUAUAAUGAACUUUCUGAAGCACGAAACGGUCAAGAUUGUAGGACAAGACACUUACGAUAAGAACGUGCGAAGAAAUAAUUAUCUCGGACAUCAAGACCUUGUGGAGGGAUACGAGUUUCGGUUUAGUAAGACAUCCUUCAAGCAAAGUCUAUCACUCCAUAUUGGAUUCCAAGUAUAUCAACUAGCCAAGUUACGAAUGUUACAGUUCUACUACGAUUUUAUUGAUUAUUACGUAGACAGAAGCGACUUUCAAUAUUGCAUAAUGGAUACAGACUCGGCAUACUUUGCGAUUUCUGGAGAUUCCUUACAAGACGUAGUGAAACCACACCUCUUCAAUGAAUUCCAACAACAAAAGAAAUAUUGGUUCAGGAGAGAUGAUACCCCAGCGAACAAAUUAUAUGACAGCAGAACACCAGGAUUAUUCAAGUUGGAAUACGAAGGAGAUUGCGUUAUAUCAUUGGCUAGCAAGAUGCAUUAUUGUAACGAGAAAAAGUUUAGUUCAAAGGGUAUCAGCAAGAAUCAAAAUGAAAUUACCAAGCAAAAGUAUUUAAAUGCUUUGAGUGGAAAUGGAGGUCAGGAGUUUAUCAAUAAUGGUUUUAGGUCAUAUCAUAACCAAAUGAAUACAUAUUCAUUAACAAACACUGCGAUAAAACUGUUUAACGAUAAACGACUCCGAGUGGGUUACGAAACAUUUCCAACCAAAUUAUAA
Molecule: messenger RNA, 1545 nt
Organism: Batrachochytrium dendrobatidis JAM81
Lineage: Eukaryota; Fungi; Chytridiomycota; Chytridiomycetes; Rhizophydiales
Exons: 3
Coding region: 1-1545 (514 amino acids)
Source: RefSeq, a predicted model, not a curated record